This is a messenger RNA of Lycium barbarum (goji berry), 2186 nucleotides long. Its product is annotated as LRR receptor-like serine/threonine-protein kinase RGI1. The transcript has a single exon. NCBI's taxonomy places the organism in Eukaryota, Viridiplantae, Streptophyta, Magnoliopsida, Solanales, Solanaceae. The record is from RefSeq and is a predicted model, not a curated record. Gene Ontology annotation, molecular function: protein binding. The coding region runs from base 753 to 1994 and encodes 413 amino acids.
UCACCCGGACCAACGGCCACGAACAACCGGACCAACGGCCACGAUCAACUCGGCUAUGGAGAAACCGGACCAAAUGAUUUCCUUCGCUUUCUUCGAAUCAAGCACUUCUCUGGUCCGAAAGAAAAUCUUCAUGCUCGUGCUUGUUUCUCUCUUCCCUCGAUCUCCGGUCUCACCGGUCUAGCAUAUGUCCGAUUUUUACCGUAUACAAUCUUAGCCCACUAAAGUGCAUUGACCGACUAAUGUGAUUGGCGCUGAGUAGACCAAAUGGAGAGUAAAUCGCUCUCUAUCAUAAAGUAUUCCGUUAACUCAACACAAAAAGUGAAAAAAUCUCACCCAACGCACUAUUAGGCGAUUUUCCUUUUGUUUGCUAACCGAUUAUACCGUUGGCCCCAGCCAUUGUGUCAAUAGCCAGGCUCUAUCUAAUUUACUUUUCUCUUUCUUUCUAAAAUUUACUCUCACCUCAGUUCACGCCAUUUCAGUCCCCUCUCUCUCUUGUUGCCUGAGAAAAGUCCCACUAGAUUUUCUUGUUGAUUAUUCAAUCUGGGACCUCAUAUUUCUUUUUCAUUAUCCCCAUAGCGUGCACAUGAGCACAAAUAAGAGAGAGUGACUCAGGAAUCUGACAGCCCAGCCACCAUUAUUUCCUUGUAUAAACAACAACUCCUUUUGCCCUUCCUUUCUUCUUCCUAUUUGACCUGCCCUGAUUUUCCCAAAAGCUACCAAAAGAAAGCUACCAAAAGAAGAAAAAACAAGCUAUGAAGAAAAUGCUUCUUUGUUUGUUACCUCUUGUCCUGAUCAUUCUCUCCAAUGUAGAACAAGUGCAAGGAAUCAGUGCUGUUGAUUUAUCUGCUUUACGUGAAAUCAAGAACAGUCUCACCGACAUAUCUUCCUCUUCUCCAAAUCCAUUUUUUACAACCUGGGAUUUCACUACUUCAGACCCAUGUUCCACUUUUGCCGGAAUUACUUGCUCUUCUUCUAUUCCAAAACGUGUCACUACUCUCAAUCUUGGCACUGGUCUUUCAGAUUCACCUGGCCUUGCUGGCACAUUAUCUCCAGCCAUCUCUAACAUCUCCGAGUUAACUCAACUAAUCCUUUUCACCGGCAUUGUCACUGGUCCAAUCCCAUCACAACUCGGAACACUCAAAAAACUCAGCGUCAUCUCUCUCACCAACAAUCGCCUCACCGGGUCCAUACCAGCUUCCAUUUUCUCUCUACCGAAUCUCCAUACUCUCGAUUUAAGUCACAAUCAACUCACAGGAACAAUCCCCGGUUCAAUAUCCACGCUGUCAGACUUGAAGGUGGUUAUUCUCGGAUCCAACAAACUAAGUGGAGUAAUUCCGCAGCUACCUGCUGAAUUACUCCACUUGGACUUGAGUAACAAUGAGUUCUCGGGAAUGUUGCCUAAAAGAAUGCCGUUAACGCUCCGUUAUCUGUCAGUAUUAGGAAACAGUUUGUGGGGACCACUCAGUACACUCGAAUCACUCUCAGAGUUAGUGUACCUCGACUUAAGCAUGAACCGUUUCAGUGGGCCCAUCCCUACAUCACUCUUUCGUGCCACGUUGUCAUCAAUGUUCCUUCAACGGAACAAUUUCACUGGAGGGGUCCCUCAACUGCCACCAACAUCAUCGUUAUACGGUCCAGGAUCCACGGUUGAUCUAAGUCACAACUAUCUCACCGGUGAACUCACUAACACUCUCACCGGAGUAGAAACGUUGUUCCUUAACAACAACAUGUUUACAGGAUCAGUGCCUAGGGAUUACGUGGAAAGUGUUUACAGUGGCAACACGAAAACUCUGUAUUUGCAACAUAAUUAUAUUGCUGAGUUUCCAGUGGUGGAGGGAUUAGCAUUACCGGAUUCAGUAGCAUUGUGUUUGUCGUACAAUUGUAUGGUACCACCGGUGCCGGUACUGGAGUUCAUGGCUUGUCCUGCUAGUGCCGGCGACAUCAUUUCGAGACCAGUCAACCAGUGCUCUGCUUUUAAUACUUCCAUGGCAUAAGCUAAAAAUUUCCGAUUUCUGUUACAACAGCACAUGAUGUUAACAUAUAAUACGUAUACAUAUUUUUAUUGAUUCAGUGUUCUGUUUUUUUUUUUUUAGUUCAAAUUAGUCUCUUGUUUUAGGUUAAAGUUACUAGUUUGAACAAUUGUAAUUCUCUUGACUUGAGCAUAAUUUUGACAGUGUUUUUAUGUA